Messenger RNA from Paramormyrops kingsleyae, 3056 nucleotides. Lineage: Eukaryota; Metazoa; Chordata; Actinopteri; Osteoglossiformes; Mormyridae. The record is from RefSeq and is a predicted model, not a curated record.
AAUAAUUAAGGUAAAAUAUUACCCAUUGUUUUCCCCUAAAUUCUAGAAUAAUGGUUUAAUCCACGUUCAGUGACGGAAAGACGAAAUGGAGGCAAAUUUGGAUUUUGGAAAGCUGAGAAACUGGUAGGUGCGUGAAGGCGUGACAAUGUCACAGACCACACUUUUGGAGGAGGUGACCUCCUGGAGUCCGGAGACCUGUGGCCAGGAGCUGAUGUCUGUCCUACCAAAGCUGGUCUCUAUGUAUCAAAACACCAACAACUGGGAAGAAAGUAUACGUAUCCUGAGAAUAAUCUCUGAGAUGUUUCUUCCACAUCUCAGAGUGUCUGACCUGGAAGAAGAGUGUUUCUCCAAGGUGUUACCCAAGGUGGCAAAGGUGUUCAGUAGUUUAAUGGAUGAGAUUUCAAAACAAAUUGGGGAACUGUCCAGUCAGAACUCUGAGCUGCGGUCAUAUCUAAGGAAUAUUCUUCAGCUCAUGAUCCAAGUGCUGGAAGUUUUGUCAGGUGUCAUUCGUCUCCUCUGUGCUCCUGACAAAAGUCUGACCUUGGGCUCAAUUCGGUCUUUACCAUCUUGCGUUCUGAAGCUUCUGAAGGACACCUUUGAGCACUGUAAGGACAGUGAAGCUGUAUACUGCGGCCGACUGUCUGUGGUCGCUGACCUCCUUCAGGGCCUGUUUAAAGAGGCAUACACUCUCCAGAAAGGUCUGAUGGAGCUGCUGGACAAAACAGCCGUGGAGAACAAGAUCUCUGAAGAGGAAAUUUCUGAUAUUGUCAUCGUAAUACAUAGCCUUCUGGAAAUAUGCAUCGUAAUAUCAAACCUGGAUGUUGCACUGCAUGCCAACACUUGGAAGUUUAUCAUUAAGCAGAGCAUCAAGCACCAGGCCCUGUUGGAGGAGCAUCUCCGUCAUGGUGACAUCGUUACUCGUCUGUGUGACGACUUGCUCGCCUCCUUCUACUCCUCUUGUGAGCUGGCUGAGGAAAUGAAGCAAGCAGGCUUGCAGGAGGCGCAAUGUCCUGAGUACAAGUUGUUCCAGAAAUCGGCAAAAAUGUGCCGGUUCUUUGCCAACACGUUGGUGCACUACGUUAAGGAAUUCAAGGCUUUUCUGUCAAAAUCCUGUGGCCGCUUUUACCAUCUCUACCUCCAGAUUUUUAGUAAGCUGCCCCCCAGCCUCUGGUCUGCCCCCAUGGCGAUUCCCCAUGGCCUGGAGUUGAGCAGCGGGACCCUGACUGCUGUGGAUGUCCUGGUCACUCAGCUGCUUCCCUGCAGAGCCUUUGUGGAGGUCGUCUUGGCUCCAGGGCAGGAGUUGGUUCCAGAAACCCUGUUCCCACACUGCCUCCUACUCGUUAGCGUUGUGACCAAACUGCGCUCCCAGCCAGAGGAGGUGCUUUGCCUCUGGUGCGAAGGCAGCCGAUUCCCGGAGGAGACGCCCAGGCCCUCUGUCUUCCAGGCAGUGUUCCGGAGCUUCCGCCGGUGCUCCGCGGAGCGGGCCGCGCCCCUCCUGGUCCCAGGGGUGAUGAUGAACGGACAGGCGCAGAGCCAGGUGACUCUGCACCAGCACGUGUGCAUCCAGCUGUGUGCCUGCGUGGCUGCUCUUCCAGCUUCCGUCUUCCCAAAUUUGGAGCGCUCCAUGCUGGAGGCAGUACUUCAGCCUGACACCCAGACUGCCCUCCUCGCGACCGACAUCUGGUGCUUCCUGGCUCGCUUCGGCACAGCAGAGUUGUGCCUGCAUCACGUGAAGCUCGCCGCUCAUCUGAUCAAAUCUUGCCCUGGGGAGUCUCACCACGUGAUCCACCUGGGCCUGUUGCUGAGACGACUGUUGUUUCUGAUGACGCCACAACACCAGAUGGAGCUGAUAGAGAAGUUUCCCCCCGGCUUGGCCGAGAACCAGCCCGUGUGGCAGCACGUCCUUCUGAGGGCCCUCUCGGACGACGGCAGGAAGCGCGUGCAGCGGGACGUGGCGGCACUGGCCAGCGAUGUCGUCGGCGGCUGGCUGGAGAAGGGGUGCAGGCUGGGGGAGCUGGAGCAAGUGAACGUGGCGCUCUCUUCCCUGCUGGUCGUGGCUGGAGAGGAAGCUCCGGAGUGCUUGCUGUCCGCGGCUAGGCUGGUCAAACGGCUGUGGCCUCGUAUCUGCGCCCAGCAGGUCCAGAAGUACCCUGCAGUACAGCAGACUGUGAAACUGCUCUUCUCAAUCUCUGCAGUUACAUUACAAAAGCUGGACUCCAGUGACAUCUGCCAGGCUCUGACGUGCCUCAGCUUCCUGCUGUCCAUGGCGUGCCCUGACCACGUCCUGCUGGCCGGCCUGGACUUCUUAGCCUCCUUGGGGGGGUUGUUUAUCCCUCCAGAAAUUCAGAACCAAGUCCUGCCCAAACUCUGUAGCCUCUUCAGUCAACUCUUGGGUCAGACCAUCUGGCCUCUUCACCAAUAUGCCUUAGAAGCCUUUUCCCGGUUUGCAGAGGUAACUAAUCAUGAAGAAGUGAUAGCACAGAGUCUCACAUCAGAAGGAACAAAAACCAAAGUGGUGAAUUUUCUUAGCAAGAAAGUCAAUGGUGAGGAAACGGGGGAAGCACGAGUGAAGCGAUUAAAAGAAGAAAGACAUAUUUACGAACAGCACUGUGCCAGACUGGAAAAUGAGGAAGAGGAGUUGCUUGCUGGCUUAGAGCCAUGCUCAAAACGGGCCCGACAGCUGACGAGCGAAGAGGAAGAGUUUGAGAAGCAUCUCCAGAUGGCAGAAAGCACCUUGGCCGCAUUGCACUCUUUGGCGAAACGGACGCCGGCGCCUCAGUGGGCGAGCACCAGACUCCGGGAACUGCAGACGCUGAUAACCCAAAUCGGCACGGCUGGGCCCCCAAGAACGUAGCGUUCUGAUAGAGAAAAUGAGACCAAAAUACCACCCUACUGUACAUUCAUGCUUGUUUAUGCGGCCUGAGCUUUCAUUGAGCUUCUUUCACCAGGAGGCCAUUGUGUCUCAGGGUUAUAGUACUCUACUGUUUAUCUGGCUGAUGUUAACACUUGCUCACUAAGGCAAAUGUCAAUUUUUAAUAAAUGUAAAUUUAAUAAUA